Lepisosteus oculatus (spotted gar) is the source of this 2115-nucleotide messenger RNA. It is a transcript of the gene setd6, whose product is annotated as SET domain containing 6, protein lysine methyltransferase. Gene Ontology annotation, biological process: peptidyl-lysine monomethylation. Gene Ontology annotation, cellular component: nucleus. The record is from RefSeq and is a predicted model, not a curated record. Gene Ontology annotation, molecular function: protein binding; protein-lysine N-methyltransferase activity. Lineage: Eukaryota; Metazoa; Chordata; Actinopteri; Semionotiformes; Lepisosteidae.
GUGUGAACAAACCACGUGAGCCCGCGUUGAGCUUGUCAACUAAGAGCGCCGCCGAGUAUUACUAGCGAGGUCAAUAAAUAUAUAAUUCCUGCGUAUGUGACAGAAGAAUUUCACAUCGAGGGGAAUGGCAUCAGGCGCAAAGAAGCCCAAGCUGGACUCUGGCGGGCUUGCGGAAGGCUGUGUGGACGAACCUCUGCAGAACUUUUUGAGCUGGUGUGAAGAUGUUGGUCUGAAACUCAGUGCGAAGGUCUGCGUGAGCAAGCAGGGCACAGUGUCUGAAUACGGCAUGCUGGCCCGGGAGGAGAUCGAAGAAGGAGAAGUGAUCUUCUCUAUCCCCAGGACGGCUCUUCUGUAUCAGGAAACCAGCAGGGUGAAGUCUGUGCUGGAGAAAGAGAAGCAGUCCUUGUCGAGCCCAUCAGGCUGGGUGCCGCUGCUCUUGGCGUUGAUGUGGGAGUACACCUGUCCGGAUUCUUACUGGAGACCCUACUUGUCUCUCUGGCCAGACCUCAAGGCCCUUGACCACCCCAUGUUCUGGUCGGAGGAGGAGAGAAACCGGCUUCUUCAGGGCACUGAGAUCCCAGAGGCAGUGGACAAGGAUCUCGCCAACAUCCAGAAGGAGUACAAUGAUAUCAUCCUGCCCUUCAUCCGGUCCCACACGGAACUGUGGGACCCAGAAAAACACACGCUUGAGCUCUACAAGAGCCUUGUAGCGUUUGUCAUGGCUUAUAGCUUUCAGGAGCCCCUACAGGAGGAGGAAGAGGAUGAUCAAAAGGAGCCCAACCCACCCAUGAUGGUGCCCAUGGCUGACAUACUGAACCAUGUCUCCAAUCACAAUGCCAACCUUGAAUACUCACCCGAGCAUUUGAAAAUGGUGUCUGUCCGUCACAUCAAGAAAGGAGAGGAGGUCUUCAACACCUACGGCCAAAUGGCCAACUGGCAGCUCCUCCACAUGUAUGGCUUUGUAGAGCCGUACCCUAAUAACACCGAUGACACUGCCGACAUCCAGAUGGUCACCAUUUACAAGGCCGCCUUGCAAGCUGCUCAGGCCAACUCGGAGCGUGAACUGGUGGAAGAGAAGUGGAGGCUGCUGUGCCAGCUGGAGAUGGUGGGAGAUGAGGGUGUGUUUAUCUUCGGCCAGUCUGGUUCACUGACCGACGAGGAACUGUACACAACACUGAAGGUCUUGUGUAUGGCUCCAGAAGAGUUUGAAGAAUUUAAGGAAAAUGAGGGCUGGGAGGAAGCAGAAGAGGAUGAGGAGGAAAAGAUGGUUUUUGCUUUGUCCAAUGAGGGAAUCCCUGACCUGAACCCAGCCUGGAAACAACUACUCCAUGAUAGUGCUUUGCUUACCCUUACAGGAUACAGUGCGGAUUUGAAAUCUGACAAGGAGCUUUUGGACAAUCAGGAGUCAUACAGUUGCUUGAGCAGCAGGGAAAAAGUUGCCCUUCAGGUGCGGUAUGGGCAAAAGAUGAUCUUACACCAGCUCCUUGAGCUGACGCACUGUAACCUACCAUGAACUACCAACAUUCUGGGUAGGAAUUGGGAAAAAAUUACCUUGAGACUAUACACAUUUUUCCCCCCACUGCAGAAAAACCUCUAGGAGUUCUUAUUAAGCAGUACAAGUGCAUCAGGCCUGGAUUAUUUCAGGAGCAUAAAUGCAGGACUGGGCAGCAUGGAGGUGCAGGGAUUAGCAUUGCUGCCUCACUGGGUUCAAUUUUGGACCUGGACUGCAGUCUGUGUGGAGUUCAUGUUCUCAUAUUUGUGUGGGUUCCUCUGACUGCUCCAUUUCUUCCUACAGCCCAAAAACAUACCAGUACAUUAACUGGCUUCUAGAAAAGUUUGGGAUUAGGUGUGUGUGUGUAUAUGCACCCUGUGAUGGACUAGCAGUGUCCUGCCUUGCACCCAUUACUUACAAGGCCAGACUCCAGCUCCCAUGAAAACCUGAAUUGGAAGAAGUGGUUAGAAAAUGGAUAGCGGUUUUCAUUUGCCCAUCUCCUACAGCAGAUCAUAACCUUAGUUUCCCCAAUAAAUUACUGAUGCAUAACAGAUGUUUUCCUAAGAGGUUGAAGUUUACUUUUGUAAUAUUAAAGCUGAAUAAAUCACUUCACAAAAGAUAAA